Molecule: messenger RNA, 437 nt
Organism: Caenorhabditis auriculariae
Lineage: Eukaryota; Metazoa; Nematoda; Chromadorea; Rhabditida; Rhabditidae
Source: the annotation of a GenBank genome assembly
AUGAAAGUUCGAGAGAGGAGACUGAAAGUUGGUACUGAUCAACUGGAAUGUUCUCCAGAGCUUGGAGUUGAUCAAUCUAACGGAGCAGAAGCACACGUGAAAAGAUUUGCGAAAAGUGAGCGACUGCCUAGGGCUUCCAGGAGCCUCGGAGAGCUGGUGUUGAUCAAGCCGACAAAAAGGACUGGACUGAACAGAAGCACACGCAAAAAUGACUGGGAAAGGUGGGCGGAUUGGAUGGAUGAUAUGCGUGCAGGCGUCUUUUAAGACUCUCGGGAUCGGGAGGGCUGUGCUCGUCGAGCGCUGUGUGUAUGUGUGUGUGUGUGUGCGCUGUGUCUCGUCGCUUGGUCGAGCUUUUGGGGUGUGGUGUCCGUCGGCGCGGCCGCCAAGACUGGUUCCAUCAAGCCUCGUCUUCUCCGUCAGUACCGUCUUCGGCGUGA